AUGGGCCGCCAUCGCGAUCCGCUCUGGAAGUGGUUCGAUGACACGCCGGUCAUGCGCCCGGGCAAGGUCACGGCCUGCGUGACCUGCAAGUUCUGCACCAACUUCGUCUGCGCGGUCACGACGUCGCUCAAGCGCCACCUCGAGAUCUGCCGCAAGCGCGACCCGGCGCUCUUGCCCGACGAGCACCUCCCGCCGGUCGACAUGGCUCACAAGCGCCGCGCCGGUGUCGACGAUGCUGGCAAGGAAGAGGCCUUUGCUCAGCACAGCGCCAAGCGCACCAAGCAAGAGGACACGAGCGCGCCGCAAGCGCCGCUGCAGCAGGCCAAGGCUGAGAAGCUCCUCACCCGCGCCGUCCUCAGCGCGUCCAUGGACCCGUCGGUCUUCCAGCACCCGGCGUUCCUCGCCUUCUUCAAGGUCCUCGCGCCCGACUUUGUCGUGCCGACGCCCGUAGACAUCCACGGACGGCUCCUCGACGCCGAGUACAACACGGAGCUCGAUGCGAUACGGUCGCAGCUUGCGUCUAGCGGCGCCGGCGUGCUCGCGCUGCCGCCUGGCGAGACGUUCCUCACGCUCUUUACGCCGUUCCCGUGCGCGAUCCCGAGCGCCGACGUCCUUGCCAGCGACUCCGCCGAGUCCAUGGCCGUGCACAUCAUUGCCGCCCGACGCCACGCGCGCGCCAUGAUUGCGUCGGCGGCGCCAGCGUUCCUCUCGCCCGCCGACGGCCACGACGGCAGCGACCUCUGGAACCUCACGUCCGCGCUUCCCUUCCUCGCCUUUUGCGCCGACGGCCGGCCGUCCAUGCCGGUGGUCCGGUCGCUGCUCGAGAAGGAAACCGCGCCGGACGCAUUUGAGUUUACCUACGGCGACAUUGCUGCGGCGCUCCACGCUGUCUGCCGCGACGUCUGCGCGCUGCCAGGGCCCAAGCAGCAGCUCAAGAAGGCGCUUGCGCUGCUCCACUGCCUCCACGACCCGGCGCUAGCCUCGCUUUUCGAGAACACGUGCCAGCACGUCCUGCGCGACGACGUGUCGCUGCCGGCGAUCUUCCGCCCCGAGUCCUUUGCCUCGAUUGUCGACAUGCUGACGUCACUGGACCGGCUCCGGAGCGUCAUCACGGCGCUGCCGGCUGCGAUCGCCAACAAUGACGCGUCGAGCGUUCGGUUGGACCCGGCUAUGAUGGGCAUCAUCCACGACGUUGGCUUCUGGAAGGCGAGCAAGGCGCUCUUGGCCGUGCUCUCGCCGCUCCACGCAGCGAUUGCCUACCUCCAGAGCUCGGAAGCGACCUUCUCGGCCAUCUACGCCGUGUUUUUGCAUUUGAAAAUGGCCUUUCUCGAGAUGCCAAGUACCAUCUACGAGGCGUGCGGGCUCGUCUCGACGCUGCACCACGAGUAUCCCCGCGCCUUGACCGACAUCCUCACGCACCAUAUCGCGGUCAUCUACUCGCCCGUGCACGCGCUCGCCUUCCGCGUCGACCCGUUCUUUGACCAGCUGCGCGCGGUCGUCGUCGAGCGGUUUGGCGCGUCGAUGCUCGAUCUCAACCACGAGCUUCUGAGCGAGUGCCGGCGCGGGCUCUCGCUGCUCUGCCGCAAGUCGCGGGCGCUCGAAGCCAAGGCGCUCUCCCAGUUUUGUCUCUACUGCGCCCGGACCAACGCGACCACCGAUGUGUUUGCGAUGACCAAGACGAUGCUGCCCAACUGCAUUUGGGGCCAAGCGACCGGGCAGUUCCCCGACUUGUCCCAACUGCUCGUCAACGUCUUUGCGUGCCCCGCGACUGCGUCCCGUCGCCGCAUUCGCACCUCGAGUUGCACAAGCCAGAAGGAAAAGGUUGCGCUGCUUGCGUGGAACCAAGUCCACCGGCAAGAGAAGCAGCACGUCUUGUACCGAGACUCGGCGUUCGCCAAGGUGCUCGCUCGGGACCCGAACGCGCCGCCACUGCCGCCGACAAGUGCGUCCGAAGACGCGAGCGACGAUGAACCGUCGCGACUGAGCGUCUUGCUCUCGUCAUUGACGGCGCUGCACCCCGACAACAUCCCUGACACGUGGGUCUUUGGCGCUCACGCCAACAACGCCAUGCGCCAGCUCUCGGAGAUGGCCUACGGCACAACAACCGUCUAA
Messenger RNA from Saprolegnia diclina VS20, 2112 nucleotides. RefSeq lists its product as hypothetical. The record is from RefSeq and is a predicted model, not a curated record. Gene Ontology annotation, molecular function: DNA binding. The transcript has a single exon. NCBI's taxonomy places the organism in Eukaryota, Oomycota, Saprolegniomycetes, Saprolegniales, Saprolegniaceae. The coding region runs from base 1 to 2112 and encodes 703 amino acids.